Molecule: messenger RNA, 1008 nt
Organism: Chrysoperla carnea
Lineage: Eukaryota; Metazoa; Arthropoda; Insecta; Neuroptera; Chrysopidae
Product: zinc finger protein 271-like
Exons: 2
Coding region: 1-1008 (335 amino acids)
Source: RefSeq, a predicted model, not a curated record
AUGAUACUUAAAAAUGAAAACAGUACAAUUGAACAAUUGCAUUCUAAAUUGAUAAAUAAACAUGCUGCAGAUGAAUUAUUAGAAAUAUCAAAUUCAAGUGAUGUUAGCGAUGAAACAUUUUCGCAACCAAAUAAUCUACUUGCGUUUCAAGAAAAUUUUGUUUCAAGUGAUGUUUAUGAGAAAACAAAUGUAUCUCAAAGUAAUUUUGUAAUUAAAAAUGAAAACAUUAAAAUUUCCGAACAACUUCAUUCAGUGUUAAUUAUUAAAAAUGAUGUUAGUGAUAAAAUAUCAGAAGAAUUUAAUUCGAGUGUUAGUGAAUUGGGAAUACUUAGGCAACAAACCAAUAUACUUGAAUGUGAACGAAAUUAUAGUACAGACGAUACGGGAGAAAAAGAUAUUGCGUGUGAUGAAAAAUUUAAUGAUGCAAAUAACUCAACGAUCGUUAAAAAUGAAAGUAUUGAACAACUGCAUACAGAGUUAAUUAUUAAAGAUGAUGCUGAAGAGGGUACUAGUGAAAGUGAAAUAUUAGAAGAAAAUAAUUCGAGUGAUGAUGAAAUGGAAAUAUUUGGGCAACAAACCCAUAUACUUGAAUGUGAUGAAAAAUUUAAUGAUGCACAUAACUCAACGAUCGUUAAAAAUGAAAGUAUUGAACAACUGCAUACAGAGCUAAUUAUUAAAGAUGAUGCUGAAGAGGGUACUAGUGAAAGUGAAAUAUUAGAAGAUUCAAGUGAUGUUGGCUAUGAAACAUAUUUGCAACAAAAUGAUUUACUUGAAAAUAGAGUUGGUGAUCAUACUCGAGAAAAUACAGCAGAAGAAUAUUUUCCAUCUAAACAUAAAGUUAUUCACAUUGACGAAAGGCCAUAUUCAUGUGAUGUUUGUGAUAAAUCAUUUAAAACGAAACAAGUAAGAGCUAAACACAAACGAAUUCAUUCUAGAGAGGAGCUUUGUGAUUUUGAUAAACCGUAUUCAUAUGAUAUUUGUGAGAAAAAAAUUUAUUCAUCGGAUUAG